AUGUCAGUUUCCAGUGAUCCCCGUAACUUCUUCCAAUCAGACCAAUCUCUCGAGAAAGCCGAGCGUCGAGCGCGUAAGAAGAAGGAACUCAAAGAUAAAGGACAGCCCAUAACCGUGCCUACCAAGAUUCUGGCCUUGCAGCCUGAUACCUCGUCGCCGGCACAUGUUUAUAUUGCAGAAGCAGGGAAUGUGGCGAGAAGACUGAAUAUUCAAGUCUCGCCGGUUACAUCAUUGGCUCUAAGCCGUGAUGGGUCGGUUUUGUAUACCGGUUCAUGGGAUAAGAACAUCCACGCCUUUUCCACGCAGGACAAGACGAUUUUGAAAACCUUUAAGGGCCAUAAUGAUUUCGUCAAAGCACUUGUUUUUACGGAUAUAUUACCUUCGAAACCUAUGUUAAUAUCCGCCAGUUCCGAUGCAUCAAUAAUCAUCUGGAACCCGGAAACGGCAGAAAGGCUGCACGUUCUAAAGUCACAUUCUAGGGGUGUCCAAGCCCUCACCAUAGAUCCUGUAGAAUCUACGCCAGAGAGAGUUGUACUCUACAGCGCUGGUUCUAAACGGGAGAUCAAGAAGUGGAGUAUAACUACGACGAAGGUAACCGAGGAAUGCGAGAUUAUUCAACACGAAACCGGUGUAAACAGUCUUCGAUUCUUGGGUGAAGAAGGAGAAGAGGAUUUGUGGACUGCGAGUUCAGAUAUGACUGUUAAGCGGUUUGAAAGGAGUGCCUUGGAAGGAUUGAAGAAGGGCGAGGGUAGUGCUGGUGGAGUUGAUCCAGAUACAGAACUUUGGCAUAAGGACUUUGUGAAUGAUGUAGCGAUGGAUGUUGGGGGCAGGUGGGUCAUUACGGCUUGCAGUGAUGAGGAAAUCAGGGUUUGGGAUGCUGGGACUAGUAAGCUGUAUCACAAGUUUUCAGGACAUUAUGAUGUGGUUACCGCGAUCUCAGUGGUCGGGAAUGACUUGAUUAGCGUAUCAUUGGAUGCAACGGUCAGGAAGUGGUCCCUAGAACCUGCAGAUGUCAAGGCUGCUGUGGAAGAGGCCCACAGGAAUGAAGAAGGUGCGAUUGAUGACGAGGAGAUCGAGGGCGGGGCAAUUGGGAGAAGUCGGUCGAAUAGCAUGUUGACCGCGGAAGAGGAAGCAGAACUUGCAGAGCUCAUGGCUGAAGAAGAUGAUUGA
This is a messenger RNA of Orbilia oligospora ATCC 24927, 1170 nucleotides long. RefSeq lists its product as uncharacterized. Lineage: Eukaryota; Fungi; Ascomycota; Orbiliomycetes; Orbiliales; Orbiliaceae. The record is from RefSeq and is a predicted model, not a curated record. The coding region runs from base 1 to 1170 and encodes 389 amino acids. The transcript is spliced from 4 exons. Gene Ontology annotation, molecular function: protein binding.